GGAGGCCUGGCAUAAGGGGCUACGAACUAUCUUACAUCCGCUAUGAACUCGCUAUACACUCUGGGCGUACGGCAGACGAAUUCUAUCCAGGCCGACCUCGAAAGGCUACGGAAUGGGGACUCGUCUGCGUCGUUAUUAGGGCAGAUAUCGGCGUCGCUGGCUGCUAUGAGCCGGACGAUCGAGGACUACGACUCGAUGGCGCGUAGGGAGAUUAUCAAGGCGAAGCAGGAGAAGGCCCAGAUGCGGGUGCAGAAGUUCCGGAGCGAUUAUGCGGAGUUGAGGACGCAGUUUGAGCAGUUGAAGACGCAGGCGGAGUCAUCAAAACGCAACGACCUCUUCGGAUCCUCAGCCGGCCCCCUCUCCCCCAGCGCCUCCGACACACGACGGCGCUUUGCGCCCACCAUCCCCCCACCCGACUCUGACUCCUCUUCCUCUCCCUUCCGCGCAUCCACGCCCCUGGUAAACUCUACGCUUCGGGAAGACCACGCGCUCCGCGAACACACGUUCAUCCAGAACACGGAGGCGCGGCUGGACGAGUUCCUCGCGCAGGGCCGCGAGGUGCUCGACAACCUCGUCGACCAGCGCAACGUGCUCAAGGGCACACAGCGCCGGCUGCUAGAUGCGGCGAACACUCUCGGAAUGAGUAGGGAUGUCAUCGGCUGGAUUGAGCGGCGCAGUACGCAGGAUAUGUACAUAUUCUUCGCGGGUGCGAUAUUCACGUUCUUUUGUUUCUAUCUCAUUUGGCGGUAUUUGGGGUGAGGAGACGGGUAUACCCAUUCACUCUGUUGCUGGACAUUGGUAUCUGUACAGAUGCUUUUAGUCGUAUUUUAUUGUCUGUAUGUUUCUGGAUAUAUUCUCCUAUCACCAAGGGUCCCGCCGGACCUGAUGGGUGUCUGUGACUUACGCGAGGGCUCUGAAAACAUGGUUGGAGCACUCAUAGUCC
This is a messenger RNA of Gloeophyllum trabeum ATCC 11539, 943 nucleotides long. RefSeq names its product V-snare-domain-containing protein. The record is from RefSeq and is a predicted model, not a curated record. NCBI's taxonomy places the organism in Eukaryota, Fungi, Basidiomycota, Agaricomycetes, Gloeophyllales, Gloeophyllaceae. The transcript is spliced from 5 exons. Bases 43 to 759 code for a protein of 238 amino acids. Gene Ontology annotation, biological process: vesicle fusion; endoplasmic reticulum to Golgi vesicle-mediated transport. Gene Ontology annotation, cellular component: endoplasmic reticulum membrane; late endosome membrane; ER to Golgi transport vesicle membrane. Gene Ontology annotation, molecular function: SNARE binding; SNAP receptor activity.